This is a messenger RNA of Tigriopus californicus, 2600 nucleotides long. RefSeq names its product tyrosine--tRNA ligase, cytoplasmic-like (gene TyrRS). Gene Ontology annotation, biological process: tyrosyl-tRNA aminoacylation. NCBI's taxonomy places the organism in Eukaryota, Metazoa, Arthropoda, Copepoda, Harpacticoida, Harpacticidae. Gene Ontology annotation, molecular function: tyrosine-tRNA ligase activity; ATP binding; tRNA binding. The record is from RefSeq and is a predicted model, not a curated record.
AUCCAUUCCGUCAUCAGAGAGCACCUACCACUUACUCACCGUCAGAGACAAACCACGGACCACAGCAGCAUGCUCGCUUAUUUGUUGAUAGUUAACUAAGCAGGCCCCUCCGUCAGCUCCGUGAUCCACGAGUCGCCCGCUCGAUCACAUCAUAGAAAACCAUUCCAAAGUUCAAUUUCUUCCGCCUCGAAGCCGUCUCCCUCAGGCAGCCAAGCCUCCAUCCGUCCCCUGUCCCUCCCUACCUCCAGUCGCCAGUGUCGGUAGGGUCGUGGUGCAUAGUACAUACCGAUCAUCACCACCACCCACCACCACGAACUCGUCAUCAUUCAGUCGUCUCAACCAGCGAUACCACCAGCUCAGAGUCUCAGACUCCAGGCUGGCCCAACAUCAUCGGACAGAUUGCCUGACUAGACGCUAGACACCUGACUGAGUGCCUGGAUCCCACUAGAAGAUUAAGAGCGAGCGCCGAGCGAGAGAAUGAGCUCCCGACCCACCACGAGCGUGUCGUCCUUGGCCACGUUGGACCAGAUUCUCGCCCAUCAAAGUUAUCUCCUGGCUCUUGAUCCCUCCCCAUCCCCCCUUCAUCAGGAGGACAUACCCACCCAAUUGGAUCAGGAUCUCUUUGAAGCAUUGGCCGGGAACCCGCCUCAAGACCAAUACCGACCCCAUCUGGCCCGUUGGUAUCGCCAAUUGCAGACUUUUUCCGGCGAGGAGCGGCGAAACUUUCCCGCCGUGCCCAACGUCACCUUAGACAGAUUGGUGGACAUUUUUAACAAGAUGGUGAUCGGGAGCAAUCCAAAGAGUUCGGUCGAGAAAAAGGCCCUGAUCGUGCGGAAUCUGCAGGAAUAUUUGGGAGAAGACCGCAUCGAUGAGGUGCUCAAGACGCGGGACCUCAAGAUCUAUUGGGGCACGGCCACUACGGGCAAGCCACACAUCGCCUACUUUGUGCCCAUGUCCAAACUGGCUGACUUCCUGAAUGCGGGCUGCGAGGUCACCAUCCUGUUCGCUGAUCUCCACGCCUAUCUGGACAACAUGAAAGCCCCGUGGGAGCUGCUCAAGCUGCGGACCGAAUACUACGAACAUGCCAUCAAAGGCAUGUUGGAGAGUAUCGGUGUGCCCCUGGAGAAGCUGAAAUUCGUUCGCGGAACCGAGUAUCAGUUGUCCAAAGAAUACACCUUGGACGUGUACCGAUUGGCCUCAUUGGUCACUGAGCACGAUGCCCGCAAAGCCGGAGCCGAAGUGGUCAAACAGGUUCAGCAUCCCUUGCUCUCCGGACUUCUCUACCCGGGUCUUCAGGCCUUAGACGAACACUACUUGGGCUGUGACGCGCAAUUUGGCGGGGUGGAUCAGCGCAAGAUCUUCACCUACGCCGAGAAGUACUUGCCGGCGUUGGGAUUUGCCAAACGCGCCCAUAUCAUGAACCCCAUGGUGCCCGGGUUGACCGGCGCCAAGAUGUCCUCGUCCGAAGAGGACAGUAAGAUCGAUCUGCUCGACACGCCCGCCGCCGUCAAGAAGAAGCUCAAGAAAGCGUUCUGCGAACCCGGUAAUGUGACGGAUAACGGCAUCUUGUCCUUUUGCAAAUAUGUGAUCUUCCCCGUGUUACUCAAUGGUCGGGAUUUUGUGAUUGAGCGCAAGCCCGAGAAUGGGGGUAACUCCAACUUCUCCCAAUACGAGGAACUCCACGAAGCAUUCGCGGCCGAGCAAGUCCAUCCGGCGGAUCUGAAAGGAGCCGUCGAAAACUAUCUGAAUCAGUUACUGGCCCCCAUCCGGAAGAAAUUCGACACGCCGGACCUGAAAGCCCUCACCGAGAAGGCCUACCCACCCCCCGCUAAGGUCAAGCCCGGGAAAGGUGCGGCGACAGCCGGAGGUACGGAUGACAUCGUCCCGUCCCGUUUGGAGAUCAAAAUCGGCAAGAUCGUGGAAGUGUCCAAACAUCCCGAUGCUGAGGCGCUCUACAUCGAGAAGAUCGACUUGGGCGAAGCCGUCCCGCGAACCAUCGUGUCGGGUUUGGUCAACUUUGUCCCCUUGGAGGAGAUGCAGGACCGACUCGUGGUGGUGUUGUGUAAUCUCAAGCCCGCCAAGCUGAAGGGAAUUGAAUCUCGCGGCAUGGUUUUGUGCGCAUCCCGCGAUGAGCCUAAAGAGGUGGAGCCCUUGGCUGCACCCGUGGGCAGUGAACCGGGUGACAAGGUCUUUGUCGAGGGAUAUGAAGACACGCAGCCGGAUGAACAACUUAAUCCCAAGAAGAAGGUGUGGGAGAAGCUGGCUGUGGACUUGAAGACCUCCUCAGACGGCAAGGCUCAAUGGCAAAGCAAUAACCUUAUGACUAGCAAAGGCGGUAUCGUGAGUAUGAAGGUGAUGGGCGCGCCAAUCAAAUAAGGCCAGCCCUCCCCGAGAACAACCUCAACGACACGGAUUGUCCACCAAAGAUCACUUUGCGAGUUUCUCCCGUCCAAGCCUUUUGUCCCGCCUCACCUUCUCAUGAAAGAGAUCAUCAUUAAUCAGGUCAUCGUUACAUCUUCCGGCUCAGUCAGCCAAUAUUUCUUACCAUUUCUAAACUAUGUCUUUGGAAUGGAGUCCAAUAAAUCAUUAUUCAUAAUCGA